Molecule: messenger RNA, 990 nt
Organism: Rangifer tarandus platyrhynchus (Svalbard reindeer)
Lineage: Eukaryota; Metazoa; Chordata; Mammalia; Artiodactyla; Cervidae
Source: the annotation of a GenBank genome assembly
AUGGAGGUGGCCAGCGGCGUUGCAGCUCCGGAACCCGGCGAGAUCCGGGCUCUAAAGCAGUGUCUGCUGCGCCGCAACAGAAGCCGGGAACAGCAUGGCGUAGCGGCCUCUUGCCUCGAGGAGCUGAGGAAUAAGGCUUGUGACAUUCUGGCCAUUGAUAAGUCCCUGGCACCAGUAACCCUAGUCCUGGCAGAAGAUGGCACCAUAGUGGAUGAUGAUGAUUACUUCCUGUGUCUUCCUGCCAACACUAAGUUUGUGGUGUUGGCUGGGAAUGAGAAGUGGACACACAAUUCAGAUGGAGGUACAGCUUGGAUUACCCAAGAGUCCUUCGACAGAGAUGAAACAGACAGCGGGGUGGGGUUGAAGUGGAAAAACGUGGCCAGGCAGCUGAAGGAAGAUCUAUCCAGCGUCAUCCUGCUGUCCGAGGAGGAGCUGCAGAUGCUCAUUGAUGUCCCAUGUUCGGAGCUGGCUCAGGAACUCGGCCAAAGUCAUGUGGCAGUCCAGGGGCUCCAGAACACCCUCCAGCAAGUUCUUGACCAGAGAGAGGAAGCCCGUCAGUCCAGGCAACUUCUGGAACUUUACCUCCGGGCUUUGGAGAAGGAAGGUGGCAUCUUGUCAAAGCAGCAAGAGUCCAGAGCUGACCUCGGAGACGAGAGGGAUGCUGUUGACACAGGCGUUAGAGAGAGCUCCUCCAAAGUUACUCCUGCAAGCCAGAUCCUCUUGGCGCUGAAGGAGAAACCUGCCCCAGAGCUGAGUUUGUCUAGUCAAGAUCUGGAGUUGGUUGCCAAGGAGGACCCUAGAGCACUGGCUGUUGCUUUGAACUGGGACAUAAAGAAGACAGAAGCCGUUCAACAGGCCUGUAAUCAGGAACUUAGCCUACGCCUCCAGCAGGUGCAGAGCUUACGUUCUCUGAGGAGCAUUUCAGCAAGGACGAGUUCACUGCCUGGAGACAUGGAGAACCCCAAACGAACCAGACGAGACCCCAUGUAG